GUGUUAAUUUGUGGUUUAGUCCUAUACGUAGGUUCAAUAAUCUUUUUCAAUGACUCUGAAUGUACAUCUUCUGUUCUUUUCUCCUCCAUAAAAUUCCCAAUUAUAUCAUCAAAUAUUGCACAAACCAAAAAUCCCACAAAUAUUAACCACCUCCUUUUUGGAAUUUUAGGGUCAGAAAAAGCAUGGCACCAUAGAAAAUCCUAUAUUGAAUCUUGGUGGAGACCAAAUAUUACAAGAGGUCAUCUUUUACUAGAUUUUCCUCCUAAAGGUAAUCUUUUACCAUGGUCAAUAAAUUCACCACCUUAUAAAAUAUCCGAUAAUGUUCCAAAAUUAGUUGAAGAAACCAAACAUGUUGAUUCAAGAGUUUUAAGAAUGGUUCAUGGGAUUAUGGAGGUAUUUAGAGAAGAACAUGAAGGGGUAAGAUGGGUAAUUAUGGGGGACGACGACUCAAUAUUUUUUGUAGAUAAUAUGGUUGAUAUUCUUGCACAAUAUGAUCAUACAAAGUAUUAUUAUAUCGGAGGACACUCGGAAUUUAUAUUGUCGAAUUAUUGGUAUUCAUUUCAUGAAGCUUUUGGUGGUGCCGGAAUUAUUUUGAGUUAUCCUUUGGCUAGAGCAUUUGCUAAAAAUAUAAUGUCUUGCCUAAAGAGAUAUUCUCACUUGAAAUCUGCUGAUAGAACUACAAUGCUUUGCAUUUCUGAUAUUGGAGUCAACCUUUCUCCUCUUCAAGGUAUUCAUCAGAUUGAUCUACGUGGUGACAUAUCUGGAUUUUUAUCAUAUCAUCCAAGGUCUUUAUUAAUGUCCCUUCACCAUUUUGACAUGGUUGAUCCAAUUUUUCCCUCAAUGGAUCGUGCCCAAUCUAGUUUCCACCUACAAAAUGCUGCAAAUUAUGAUCAAUCACGUAUGUUACAACAAACUAUAUGCCACAAAAGAUCAAAUAAUUGGACAUUUUCAGUUUCUUGGGGAUAUUCAGCACAUAUUUAUGAGAAAAUUAUGCCUAGAAGUUGGAUUCAAAAUCCUAUUGUAACAUUCAAAACAUGGCAACCAAGUCCUAGUCCACCAUAUUACAUGUUUGAUGUUAGAAGUCCUUCUUUGGAUCCUUGUGAGUCUCCUCAUGUUUUUUUCUUCAAAUCUAUUGAGAAAACUCCAAGAAAUGAAAUUGUUACUACUUAUACUAGAGCAUGGCCUAGACGAAUUGGAGCUUGUUUGUCUUCUGGAAAUUAUUCUGCAGAAUAUAUUUCUGAAAUCCAUGUUUAUUCACCAGCAACAAAACGUAUUGAGAUUGAUAGAUGUGAAUGUUGUGACAUAAUACAUGAGGCUGGAUCCAGUAAGGCUGAUAUCAAGUAUAGGGAGUGUAAAAUAGAUGAGAUAAUAGCUUGAUCGAUUUAUCAAGUUGUUGUAUAAGCAUUUGUGUCGAUUAUUGUCUUCUUUAUUUGUUUUCCCAAACAAUAAUUUUUAGUUAUUUAAUUCAUCACUUGAAA
Nicotiana attenuata is the source of this 1478-nucleotide messenger RNA. RefSeq lists its product as uncharacterized. Lineage: Eukaryota; Viridiplantae; Streptophyta; Magnoliopsida; Solanales; Solanaceae. Gene Ontology annotation, molecular function: acetylglucosaminyltransferase activity. The transcript has 3 exons. Bases 373 to 1377 code for a protein of 334 amino acids. The record is from RefSeq and is a predicted model, not a curated record.